AGAGAGGCAGAUUCUAACAUAAAGUGUUUAUUAAAUGCUUCACUAUGAAAGUUUCUGGUUUUAUAUCGUUUUAAUCCAGAUGAAAUGAGUUUUAAGGCUGUUAUUCUUCUCCUCGUGGCGCCUGAUCAGUACCAAGGACAGCGCCGGAAUGCGCCGGAGCGCUGCGUCAGGACGCGUCUGCUUUUUGUUGGACACAUUUAGAAAAGAAAAGGGGAAAAAAAGAAAAUCUGAGAGGAUCAAAACAACCCGAUGAUCAUCUCUGUUUUCAACCUUUGGAUUCAAAACAACCAGCUGCGUGUUGUUUUUCCUGAUUUUAUAACCAACGUGGAGUUUUGGCGCAAGAGCCGAGGAUUUUUUAUUUUAUUUUAUUUAUUUUUUUGUUUUCGGUUCUCUUCUAAAGGACCAGGACAUGACUUCACUGAACAUUUUUUGGGAUAAAAAGAUACAUUAAAAAACAAAAUGUCUGGAGAAUUUGAAGACACUAAUGAGGACAGCGCCUCCGGGUCGGUUCUCAACUUCAGCUGCGUUUUCAACACCACCAACUGCUCUCACCGCGCGCUCCACAUGUCGGACUCUGGCAGGACGGACUCUGUGGGGGACGGCGCGGCUGUGGUCAGGAUUACCAUCUCUGUGGUCUACUCCCUGGUCUGCGCGCUGGGUCUGGUUGGGAACCUGCUGGUCUUGUACCUGAUGAAGUCCAAACAGGUGUGGAGAAAAUCCUCCAUCAACAUGUUCGUGACCAGCCUGGCGGUGACGGACUUCCAGUUCGUGCUGACCCUGCCGUUCUGGGCGGUGGAGAACGCGCUGGACUUCACCUGGCCCUUCGGCAAAGCUAUGUGCAAGAUCGUUUCCUACGUGACCGCCAUGAACAUGUACGCCAGCGUGUUUUUCCUCACGGCCAUGAGCGUGGCGAGGUACUGCUCCCUCGCCUCGGCGCUCAAGGGCAGGCGGCGGCGCGCGCGCUGCUGCUCCCCGCGCUUCGUCUCCAUCCUCAUCUGGUUCGCCGCGGUCUCCGCAGCCCUGCCGCACGCCGUCUUCUCCACCACAGCCUCCGUGUCCAACGAGGACCUGUGUCUGGUCAAGUUUCCGGAAGCCAACGGGACGUCGCAGUUCUGGCUCGGCCUCUAUCACUCCCAGAAGGUGCUGGUGGGCUUUUUGGUCCCUCUGGGUGUCAUCUCUGCGUGCUACCUGCUGCUGCUGCGCUUCAUCACCUCCAAGAACAUCAACACCUCGAGCGCCAAGCGGCGCGCCAAGGUCACGAGGUCCGUCACCAUCGUGGUGCUGUCCUUCUUCCUCUGCUGGCUGCCCAACCAGGCGCUGACCACCUGGGGCAUCCUGGUCAAGCUCAACGCGGUCCACUUCACGUACGAGUAUUACACCAUGCAGGUGUACGUGUUCCCCGUGUCCGUGUGCCUCGCGCACUCCAACAGCUGCCUGAACCCCAUCCUGUACUGCCUGAUGCGGCGGGAGUUCAGGAAGGCGCUGAAGAACCUGUUCUGGCGCAUGACCUCGCCGACCCUGACCACCAUCAGGCCGAUCACAGCCUCCACCAAGCCGGAGGUGGACGAGCAGGGCCACGCGCUGGUGGCUGGGAGCGCACCGGCGGCGCCCGCGGUGCUGUUUUACCCGCCGGGGGCUGCGAUCUACAACGACAGGCGGGAUCUGCCGCAGAACAGCACGUAGCUUCAGGACUCCUCACGUUGACUGUACCCUGCAUGUUGGCCCUCCACACAGAAAUCAUAUCCACACAUGCAUUCAGAUGGCAAUCAGAACUCAUCCCAAAACUGACGAGGUCAUAUUUCUAUUAAGCUGUUUGUUUAAAGAUGUUUCAAAACCGUGACACCUGCUGGUCCUUGUCUUUGCUCGGAACAGGGGUCUCCAAGUUGUGGCUCUGAGGCCACAUGUGGCAGUCAGUAGCUGUGACCCAAAUAACUCAAAGUAACAUGGAAAUGAUUCACAUUUAUACUUAGUUUAAAACUACAAGACACAGUUUUAGGAGGUUUUCUGUUCAGUUUUAUGCAACACGAGAGUAAAACCUGAUCAAACUGACAAAUCAAGAAACAAAACAUCCAAGUUUUGUAUUUGUAGUUCCUUUUUGUCACUCAUUGAGCCACAAGAUGUAGAAUUCUAUCUUGAAAUCCAUAAUAAAAUGAAAUU
Messenger RNA from Austrofundulus limnaeus, 2157 nucleotides. RefSeq names its product relaxin family peptide receptor 3 (gene rxfp3). The transcript has a single exon. Gene Ontology annotation, biological process: calcium-mediated signaling; immune response; G protein-coupled receptor signaling pathway. Gene Ontology annotation, cellular component: external side of plasma membrane; membrane. Bases 460 to 1683 code for a protein of 407 amino acids. NCBI's taxonomy places the organism in Eukaryota, Metazoa, Chordata, Actinopteri, Cyprinodontiformes, Rivulidae. The record is from RefSeq and is a predicted model, not a curated record. Gene Ontology annotation, molecular function: C-C chemokine receptor activity; C-C chemokine binding.